This is a messenger RNA of Caenorhabditis briggsae, 453 nucleotides long. The record is from RefSeq and is a predicted model, not a curated record. NCBI's taxonomy places the organism in Eukaryota, Metazoa, Nematoda, Chromadorea, Rhabditida, Rhabditidae. Bases 1 to 453 code for a protein of 150 amino acids. The transcript is spliced from 3 exons.
AUGUCAUCGUCUUCAAAUAGUAAUGUUGCGCAACUCCAACAAAUGGGGCAAGUGGCUGGAACUGGACCAGAUGAGGUCUUUCAGCAUGGAACUAUUGGGAAAUUCAUCAGAAUGGAGUUGGAAGGUGGCUUCUCCUCAUUCGUCCGAUGCAUCUACGAAGCGAAACGAACCAACAACAAUACAGUAACUCUGGUUUGUGAACGAGAUCAAGAGUGCUGUGAACAUGGAUGUUGUCCAAAAGAUCAGCAUUGGAUGGCUGGAGUUUACGUUCUUUUGGCUUUCGUGCUUCUCGUUUUCGUUGUUGGAACUUGCUUGAUGAUUUGCUGUUAUCAGAGAUCCAAGAACCGUCAACGAAAGGAAGAGUUGGAAGCUGCUGAAUACAGAAACGCGGGAUACGCUCCGUCUCAGGUCGGAGGAGGUGCCUACUCAUCGUAUGGUGGCCCAACCUAUUAG